UCCAGGACAGAUCCCGGGACAAGACAUGGAGCUCUAAGCUAGCCCUCAUCCAUCUCCAUUUACUGCCGAAACCUCGUCUUCUACCCUUUCUAUAGUGGCUUGGCUCAGACUCCUCGAAGAGAAGAGGGAGAAAAAAAAACAAGUGGGAGGGAGUAGUAAACUUUCCCCAGCUGCUGUCCAGACACACACAUGCAGCAUUGCUGCCAUUCCCCAAGCCCUGCUCCAUCCAUCCCUAGGGUACGGCCACUAGCUCGCUAGCGGGCUAGCACUUGGCACAAAGACGAGGCCGGUCCUCCGUGUACACUUGCCUCUUUCUUUUUUCUCCCUUUUAACAGGUCACCCAGCCAAACUCUCAUCAAUUGGGGCUCCUUUUGUUUAGCUGUCAUUCUUGCUGCUUUGAGCAGUGGAGGAUUGCAAGUGUCCAGUUAGCAGUCAGUCAGUCAGUCAGACUGAGGAAGCCAGAGGGGUUGGUUAUCAGAGGCCAGGAGGAUGGAGCCCAGCAUGGAGAACUGCCUGUCCCAGGUCCUGCAGAAGGACAUGGGCCGCCGGCUGCAGGUGGGGCAGGAGAUCAUUGAUUACAUUUUGGACAAGGAGAAGUCCCACGACCUGGAGCAGGAUCAGACAGCGCUGGACAAGAUGGUGGACGGCAUUGCCAGCUCCUGGGUCAACUCCAGCAACUUCAAGGUGGCUCUGCUUGGCCUGGACCUGCUAUCUGCCUUAGUGACAAGGUUACAGGAGCGAUUCAGGACCCACGUGGGAACAGUUCUGCCCAGCCUUAUUGAUCGAUUGGGGGAUUCAAAAGACCAAGUGCGAGAACAAGACCAAACAGUGCUGCUAAAGAUCAUGGAACAAGCUGCCAGCCCGCAGUAUGUGUGGGACCGAAUGCUGGGAGGCUUCAAACAUAAGAACAACAGGACCAGAGAAGGAGUGUGCCUUUGCCUCAUCGCCACGCUGAGCACAUACGGAGCUCAAGGCCUGACCCUCAGUAAAAUUGUUCCCCACAUAUGUAACCUCUUGGGGGACCCCACAAGUCAGGUGCGUGACGGGGCUAUGAGCUGCUUGGUGGAGAUCUACAAACACGUGGGUGAGAGGGUGAGGAUGGAUCUCAGCAAAAAGGGCCUGCCACAGUCACGGUUGAAUGUAAUCUUCAACAAAUUUGAUGAAGUCCAAAGAUCCGGGAACAUGAUGGUAUCCUCCGGUUCAGAUAAGAACUUUGAGGAUGAAGACUCUGUGGAUGGAGGCCGGUCCUCCUCCUCUUCAUCAUCCAAAGCACCCCCCAGUGGCAGGAAGCCUGUAAUGAGCUCUGUUAGAAGACCCAGCUCAGCCACCACGGCCAAGGCCACAGUGAAAGAAGCCGCUGCCGGUGCUCUAGAUGAAGAGGAUUUCAUUAAAGCCUUUGAAGACGUGCCAUCAGUCCAGAUCUACUCUAACAGAGAGCUAGAGGACCAGCUGACCAAGAUCAGAGAAGUGCUGUCUGAUGACAAACAUGACUGGGAGCACCGAGUGUUGGCGCUGAAGAAGGUGCGUUCCCUGAUCCUGGCCGGGGCAUCCGAGUACGAGGGUUUCCCUCAGCAGCUGCGUCUCCUGGAGGCUCCCCUCAAACUGUCCGCUAAAGACCUGCGCUCACAGGUGGUCCGCGAGGCCUGCAUCACACUGGGACAUUUGUCAUCAGUACUGGGUACUAAGUUUGACCACGGAGCGGAGAGCAUCAUGCCCACACUGCUGAACCUUGUGCCCAACAGUGCCAAAGUCAUUGCCACGUCUGGAAUGGCAGCCAUCCGCCUCAUCCUCAGGCGCACACACUACCCACGUCUCAUCCCCAUCAUCACGAGUAACUGCACCUCCAAAUCAGUAGCAGUCCGACGACGCUGUUAUGAGUUCCUAGACCUCAUGUUACAAGAGUGGCACACUAAUACACUGGAAAGGCACGUGGCUGUUCUGACUGAGACCAUCAAGAAAGGCAUACACGAUGCUGACUCUGAGGCCAGAUCCAUCGCUAGAAAGUGCUAUUGGGGUUUCCAUGGUCACUACAGCCGGGAGGCAGAGCACCUGUUCCAGGCGCUGGAGUCCACCUAUCAGAAGGCCCUCCAGUCUCACCUGAAGAGCUCGGACAGCAUCGUGUCUCUGCCCCAGUCGGACCGCUCCUCCUCCUCUUCCCAGGAGAGUCUGAACCGGCCUUUGUCUGUGAAGAGUGUCAUUGGAGGGAGCAUGACAAGGAGUAAGCUGGUGAGCACCAGGGUGCCAUCGGGUUCUCUACAGCGUUCCCGUAGUGACAUCGAUGUAAACGCCGCCUCCAGCGCCAAGUCCCGUCUGUCCACCGUUCCCGCAUCCUCACCGUUCGGCUCCGCAGCCGCCCUGCCCCCAGGCUCCUACGCCUCAUUAGAUGGCACUCCCGGUAAAAGUGAUGGUCGUGUUCGAACCAGGAGACAAAGCUCGGGCAGCGUAGGCGGAGCCAGUCCCUCAGUGGUGGACAGCAGGGGGCGCAGCCGAGCCAAAGUUGUCUCUCAGUCCCAGCGAUCCAGAUCAGCCAAUCCCAUCAAUGCUGGCAGCCGCUCCAGCUCCCCAGGCAAGCUGCUUGGCCACAGCAGCUACGGCAGGAUCCCUCGAUCCACGGUGUCGGCCUCCAACACGACAGCAGACAAGCGCAGCAGGAUCCCCCGCAGCCAGGGCUGCAGCCGCGAGACCAGCCCCAGCCGACUGGGCCUCGCCAGACUGUGUGGUAAAGCUCUUCUUCCCGCUGCUCUUCCCUACCGCACGCUAGCCCGGAGCCGCAUUCCCCGUCCCAGCAUGAGUCAGGGUUGCAGUCGCGACACCAGUCGCGAGAGCAGCCGCGACACCAGCCCCGCUCGGGGCUUCACCCCUCUUGCCUCCCGACGUCACUCCCGUUCAACCAGUGCUCUCUCCACAGCCGACCCACACAGCCAGUCAGACCGAUACGGUUUGAUUCACCAAGCAAGGAUCUCUGCAUCAGUCAACGCCAUGAGGGUCCUUGACACUGGCACAGAGGUGGAGGCAGCCGUUGCCGAUGCUCUGCUAUUAGGAGACUCCAGGAAUAAGAGAAAGCCAAUGAGGCGGAGGUAUGAAUCCCCGGGGAUGUACUCUGACGACGAUGCCAACAGUGACGCGUCCAGUGCCUGUUCGGAGCGCUCGUAUGGCUCCAGGAACGGAGGCAUCCCCCACUACCUGCGGCAGACGGAGGAUGUGGCCGAGGUCCUGAACCACUGUGCCAGCUCCAACUGGUCAGAGAGGAAGGAGGGCCUGCUGGGCCUGCAGAAUCUCCUCAAGAGCCAAAGAAUACUGAGCCGAGUGGAGCUAAAGAGACUUUGUGAGAUCUUCACAAGGAUGUUUGCAGAUCCACACAGCAAGAGGGUGUUCAGCAUGUUCCUGGAGACUCUUGUGGACUUUGUCACAGUACACAGGGAGGACCUGCAGGACUGGCUCUUUGUCCUGCUCACUCAGCUGCUGAAGAAGAUGGGGGCUGACCUGCUUGGCUCGGUCCAGGCCAAAGUCCAGAAGGCCUUGGAUAUCACAAGAGAGUCCUUCCCGUUUGACCAACAGUUCAACAUUCUGAUGAGGUUCAUCGUUGAUCAGACUCAGACACCUAAUCUGAAGGUUAAGGUGGCCAUUUUGAAGUACAUUGAGUCCCUGGCUCGGCAGAUGGACCCGACGGACUUUGUCAACUCCAGCGAGACACGCCUGGCUGUAUCUCGCAUCAUCACCUGGACCACUGAACCCAAAAGUUCUGAUGUCAGGAAGACCCUUCAUAACUGGGUGAGCGAGGAGCUAGCUGGCUGGUCCAGUACUGCAGCAUUACUGUCCGCUGAGGGCAGCCAGGAAGAAAGGUGUAAGCAGGCGGCCCAGGUGGUGCUGAUCGCUCUGUUUGAGCUCAACACCCCAGAGUUCACCAUGCUGCUGGGAGCGCUCCCCAAAACCUUCCAGGAUGGAGCCACCAAACUGCUGCAUAACCACUUGAAGAACUCCAGCAAUACGGGAAGCAGUGUGGGCUCUCCGAGCAACACUAUUGGCCGGACGCCGACCCGUCACACCCCCAGCAGAACCAGCCCCCUUACCUCCCCCACAAACUGUUCCCACGGAGGACUGUCACCAAGUCGGUUAUGGGGUUGGGGUGUCGACGGACUGUCAAAGCAUCCCCCUGCCCCUCCUCCUCCUCCUCCGCCCCACUCCACCCCUGCCGUCCCCUCCCUAAGGGUCCUCCGCAGAGCAUAUUCACCCAGCAUGAUGGAGUAUGACACUGAGAACAUGAACUCGGAAGAGAUCUACAGCUCGCUGCGCGGUGUCACCGAGGCCAUCCAGAGCUUCAGCUACCGGAGCCAGGAGGACCUGAAUGAGCCAAUCAGACAGGAGGGCAAGAGGGACGAUGCCGCAGGUAGAGAGGGUGUAGCGUCCUCUCCUGGCUCUGAUGUCCGCCUUGGCUUAGACAUGGUGGAAGGGGGUCGCACCGCCUUGGACAACAAGACUUCCCUCCUCAACACGCCAUCUCCCCGCUCCUUCUCUGGGCCGCGGGGCCGCGAGUUUGCUCCUUAUGGCUACGGAGAAACCAUCUGCACGUAUGACAAGAGCGCCCUGAAGGAGGCCGUGUUUGACGAUGACGUGGAGCAGUUCCGCGACUGCCGACGGCAGGAAAGUGGUGAAAACAAGAUGACGCUCCCCAAGGUCUUUGCUCCUGCAGGCGGUCAGGACCACUCUAACCUGGUACCCGACCUGCUGAAGGAGCUGUCCAAUCACAACGAGCGUUCGGAGGAGCGUAAGUGCGCCCUGGUGGAACUGCUGAAGAUCACACGAGAAGACAGCCUGGCUGUGUGGAAUGAACACUUUAAAACCAUUCUGCUCCUGCUGCUGGAGACACUGGGUGAUAAAGAUCACACCAUCCGAGCCCUGGCCCUGCGUUUGCUGAAAGAAAUUCUGAGGAACCAGCCGGCCCGCUUCAAAAACUAUGCUGAGCUAACCAUCAUGAAGACCCUGGAGGCUCACAAAGACACUCACAAGGAGGUUGUGCGUGCGGCCGAGGAGGCGGCAUCCACCCUGGCCGGCUCCAUCCACCCGGAGCAGUGCAUCAAGGUGCUGUGCCCCAUUGUGCAGACAGCCGACUACCCCAUCAACCUGGCUGCCAUCAAGAUGCAAACCAAAGUCAUUGAACGCAUCGCCAAGGACUCCUUACUGCAGCUGCUGCCCGACAUCAUCCCUGGACUCCUGCAGGGCUAUGAUAACACAGAGAGCAGCGUUCGCAAGGCCAGUGUGUUUUGUCUGGUGGCCAUCUACUCUGUGAUUGGCGAGGAUCUCAAACCCCACCUGGCACAGCUCACGGGGAGCAAGAUGAAGUUACUGAACCUGUACAUCAAGCGAGCCCAGACGACCAACAGCAACAGCAGCAGUUCCUCGGACGUCUCCUCUCACAGCUAAUGGAGGGAGCUUUCUAUGGAAACCCUGUGGAUGGACAGCGUUGGAGGACGUCCACGGCAAAGCCGCGCUUCGUUCAGACUUCUCCGUCUCUGAGCCCCCCACCCCUCCUCUUCCUCCUCCUCCUCCUCAUCAUAACUCGAGCUCCACUGCGCUUUCCUCCUGUGUCGAGGAGAUCCUGUCAGCAAGCCACUCGUCAUUUAGUUCCUCCUCCCCACCUUUUUGCUCUUGAAACGUUUGAAUGUAACUGUGAUGGGGAGGGAAUCAACACAUUUGGUUUUUCUGGAUACAGGAAAUGCACUUUUUCUUCCUCCACGGUUCCCCACAACCUCCCCCCCCCCCCUUCCUCUGUCUGUUGCAGCCAGUUUCUCCUUGAGCCUCCAAAUUUGAUAGAUCAAAGCGCUGAUACAUGAUGCGGUGAAAUAUUCAUAAUCAGAGUGGAGAGAUUUGCGAUUGGGAUGAAAUGUCUGGCUGGCCAAGGGAUGGCAGUAAGCCCCAAGGUUUGGGGAUAAAUUCUAGUUUGAGCAGCAUCAAAACCCGAAUAUUGGAUGAAAAAGAAGUAAUUAAAUGUUUAAGGAAACAAUGUGACAGAAAAAAAGUACUGUAUCGGAUUUUUUUGUUCAUGUUUUAAGUUAAUUGAUCGUUUUGGAGGCUCAUAGAAGCCUGUGCAUCGAUUGUAGUCCUUUUUUUUUAAUGCUAAUUUUUAAUUAAGAGACUUAAUCAAUUUAAUUUCCCCUUUCAUAAAAACGUUGUUACACUCAACACGGUAACAAGUUGCCAAAAGAUAAACCUCUCAGCUACAGAAUUGACAAUCCUUUCAAUUUAGCGCAGGUCUUUAUUUUGAGGUACAGAAAAUGAAAUGGCCGUUAAACGUCACAAAGUUGUCUUGAAAUUCGCAAUCAGCAGAAGCUGGCAGGCAAAGUUGUGUUGCCUGUAUUUUCUCACUGAGCUGUCUGCGCUAUGUCCAAAAGUAGUGCUUUCACGAACGAUUGCCUGUCCCUAAAGGUUGCUGCUCAGUCGAGUCCUUUGUAAAUACUGCACAUGUUUUCCCUGCUUGGAGUUGUGAGGGAGACCAGCGAUCCGGGACAGUCAAAAGCCAGGCCAAAACCAGGCCUUAUUCACUUCACACACACUGAUGGUAGUUGACUGGGACCAGAACUGGAACUCUCGGCUCUCAAAAAAAAAAAAAAAAGUGACUCUGCAGAAGAAACGGAACCCGGCAGUGUUCUUGACCUGUGAUGACGCAAAUACAGUAUUAGUUUUUUCCUCCAAUCUCCUUCAGUUUCCCUUUCACAUAACCACACAAAUCCACAAAUAAAAGGUGUUUUGUACAUACACUUUUUGACCACUGCUUCGCAAACUUUUAAAUACUGUCAAUGAUAAAAGGAAGAAAAGUGAACAGGUAUGCUCUCUCGCUUUUCCUGCACGUGGGCGACCCAGCUUGCCUGUAACUUGCAGAACAUGGCGACCUGCUGUUUGGAAGGGCCCAGGUUUUUGGCCUUUAAAAUGCACUUGUGACAUCGUCAGAUGACUCAUCUCUGAUUGAAUGUUUCGGUAGAGGAGCUACACUCAUAUGCUAAAGGUACAAAGCGGAGCAACAGCUGUUGACCACAACCGUGUAUUGAGUAGUCAUACCCCCCCAACAGCACACGGCUGUGGUCGUUUUAAUUCCAGUGUUAAGUCUGAGGUAUCGAGAAGCUUUAAAAUGUUGGAUCUUGCAACGAGAUCUCUCUUUAGGUUGUUGGGUUCCCAUAGUUUUAGCCCUCAGAGACCCGAGUUCUGCCAUGGAUCCCUGAUCAGGAAAGGUUUUUCAAUUACUGGAUAUGAUUUGGUUCAUAGUGAUACAGUCCACCUACUGUAGGAAGGCUUCAGACUCAUGCCUUAACAAUUCUGUUAUCUCAUUCGCUAAUUUCUAGCAAAUGAAUCAUCAUAAUAAUAAGGAUCUCACCUGGGGACAGCUUGAGUCCUUGAAUGGACAAUUUGGGACUCGCUGUUUUAGUUGAGUGGUGUUUUCAUUCAGGGGAAUCCACUGCGAGUGGGUGGGCCAGCCGUGGUUAUUUAAGUAAUGAAUGUACAGUAUGUGUAAUAAUGAGCUUUUUAAGUAUUGGUACUGGAAAUGAUUUCAGCAACACGCAGCCCUGUAAACUCUGUAAUAUGGCUGUCUGCACGCUACCUUACUCUACUUUCCCCUGAAUUCCUUCAACACUUCCAGACCAUCAAUCAGCCCACAUGGAGUUUUUGGUUUUCAGUCCAUAAGAGCAAAGUUCACCAAUCCCCAAACUCCCGGUCACUAGCAUAUGUUAUCCCAUUACUGGUCCUUGAAGCAGACUACAUGGCAUUCCUUGCAAACCGUUCACUAUGCAUGUUCUACAGUACACUACAGUCUUUGUUUUGUCUCCAUACCUGUAUUUAUAUAUUUUAUUUCAUUUUGUUCUCAUGAUAAACUGUACAGAGUUUUUUUUGUUUUUUUUUGUUAACUUCCACCUGUGAUAGGUUUGCAACAAAGUAAAGAACUUGUUUGCUCUAGAAAUAAACAGCCUAAGAACUGA
Molecule: messenger RNA, 7967 nt
Organism: Etheostoma spectabile (orangethroat darter)
Lineage: Eukaryota; Metazoa; Chordata; Actinopteri; Perciformes; Percidae
Gene: clasp1a
Product: cytoplasmic linker associated protein 1a
Exons: 44
Coding region: 490-5421 (1643 amino acids)
Biological process (GO): establishment of mitotic spindle localization; mitotic spindle assembly
Cellular component (GO): spindle microtubule; basal cortex; kinetochore
Molecular function (GO): kinetochore binding; microtubule binding
Source: RefSeq, a predicted model, not a curated record